AUGCUGGGUCCCCUUAUCCUUAAUGUGUUUGAGAAAUGCAUGUACCGCGAUCUUAAAAUCCUGGACUUAAUCUCGUUGGGUAGUAAAGAAGCCAGCAAUGGCUUUUCUCAGGGGGCUGGUGCUGUCUCUACCCCCAAAUUGCCGUAUCCCACUCAAAAGUUUCAAAAUAAAUGUAGCUUAUUAGACUCUAUCGCGGACCGGGCGAGGGCCGUUGCUUCCCAAAGAACACCAAGGUUGCAGUGGUAUAAGGAUAUCAAGUCCGAUAUGGUGUAA
This is a messenger RNA of Aspergillus nidulans FGSC A4, 273 nucleotides long. RefSeq lists its product as uncharacterized. The transcript has 2 exons. Bases 1 to 273 code for a protein of 90 amino acids. The record is from RefSeq and is a predicted model, not a curated record. NCBI's taxonomy places the organism in Eukaryota, Fungi, Ascomycota, Eurotiomycetes, Eurotiales, Aspergillaceae.